Molecule: messenger RNA, 2586 nt
Organism: Clonostachys solani
Lineage: Eukaryota; Fungi; Ascomycota; Sordariomycetes; Hypocreales; Bionectriaceae
Source: the annotation of a GenBank genome assembly
AUGGAUAACAACAAUACUGUUGAGCCUCCACGGCACACCUCGCUUCCCAUCGAGAUCUGGAUUAUUGUCGCCCAGCAUGUCCCCAGUUUGUGGGACCUGGCGGCGCUCGGGCGCGUCUCACGGGCGCAUCACGACGUGCUCAACUCUGUGCUGUAUAGAGCCGCUGCCUCCUCAGAUAGCAGGCUAAGGGCCAUAUUCUGGGGUGCAGUCCAUGACCUGCCGCGCACAGUAACUAAUUGCCUUGUCGCGGGCAUCGAUGUCAAUAGCACUUGGGAGAAUCGGGACCGUUUUCAUGGCAAACCAAACGAUAUACCAGCCCACGGCGAUGUUGGGACAGAAGUUACUACGCCACAAGAGGCUUUCUACGCCACAUACUGGUCGCCGAUUCAUAUUGCUGCGGCCCACGGCAAUACCGAAAUCCUGGACCUUCUGCUUCGACAUGGCGCCCAGCCUGACAAGGCGUGUCACGGCAUGUGCAGAUGCCAUCGAUGGCCGCUGGGCAUCAAUAUGCUCGGCCCAAGAUCACAUGUUGGGCCAGGACCGCCAGACUGGACAGCGUUCCAUAUGGCCAUCUGUUCAGGUUCGUCUCUCUCCGCGGUGAAGUAUCUCUUUCAGCAUGUGUCCAUGAACGUGGAGAGCUUAGAACGACACCCAGACCAGGAACCCGUGGGUCUGACCCCCCUCCAUACCGCCUGCAUAGCUGGUCGAGUCGAUAUCGUCAAGUGGCUACUCAAUGAUGUUGGGGGCAUUGAACUCGAGUCCAGGGACCCCUACAACCACCAGACUCCGUUGGCGUGUGCUUAUCUCUACGACAACCAGGACUGCUUUGACUACUUACUUAGUUGCGGUGCAGACAUCAAUGCCACCGCCCCUGGGCCACUCGAGCUCAAUGACCCAGACUAUGUGUCCCCGGUCCACAAGGGAACAUUAUUGUACCACGCCAUCGCAUGCCACAGAUUCAAGACAGCCAGAAGAUUGAUCGAGCGCGGGGCCGAUCCGAUAUUGGCCAACAGACUACGGGGUGCCCAGAAACCACUCAUCCAUUUGGUCUGCAGCGGCUCGUGGGACUCGGUUUCCGACUCGUCCAAAGCAAGUCACAAGGAAGACGGGGCCGAGCUGCUAGACUGUUUCCUCAACCUGGGUUUGGACUUUAACACCACCAGCGAAGGCCACACUGCGCUGGGUCAUGCCGCUGGUUCAGGGAAUACGGAGGCCGUUCGCCGCUUGUCGCAAGCCGGCGCCUCUGUCGACGGAGAUCCUGAGAAAGAUCGGUGCACCCCUCUUGCGUAUGCUUGCGAGAAUGCACGGGGCAGGCCGCUGCUGGAGCUGGUCCAGCUCCUCAUCAGCCUCGGCGCCUCGACCAACGCAAUAGCUGCAAAUACCGCAUCACCUUUGUGGAAUCUUGCAUCCAUAUUCGAGGGUGGGCCCGACACUAGAGAGGUUACGGAACUGCUUCUUCGCCAUGGGUCGACGCCCGGACGCGGGACGGGCUCGACUGCUGGGCCAACCAUUCUGUCAGAGUUUCCAUUUACCGUGAACGAUUAUUACCGCGAGAUCACGGCUCUCGAGCAGCGAUUACGGGACAGAAAUCUUGAAGAGUUCAAAAUGCUCCUCGGGCACUAUAGCCCCAGCGAAGCCGAAGUCCUGACGUUCUGGGAGAUAACCCGCGACAAAAAUGAUCCGGAGGCUGCUCGCUUUCUUCUUUCCUGGGAUCAAGAUUGCACGAUUGCCCGACUGGCACCCGACGCUCUUGUCAGUUUCCUCUCUGCUGAUACCGGCGACAUCCCGGUGACUCUCCUGAAGCAGGGGGCCGACCCGCACCUGUUGUGGUUUUCGUUCGAUCCGUUAGAGCACAUGCUGAACCAGCGGAAGUGGCCAUUGUCCGCGAAGCUCCCAAUCAUGCUGGCCCUCAUGGAGGCAGGAUGUUCCAUUCAUAAGCCGUUAGAGCCCCAGCCACGCCCAGAACCGAUCAUCGCUACCCCUCUGGGGUUGGCAAUCCAGGGAUUAGAGCCCUUUACGGAGAUAGUCGACUUUCUAUUGGAACAUCAGCCGUUGAGGAGUCACGGCCACACCAUGGUCGGCGAAUAUAUUUCUCAAGCGUGUUGCCUCGGCAAUGUGAAGGCAUUGCAGGCAAUCAUCCGAUCCACCGAGGCGGCUCUUCCGAUCAUCAGGAGAGACGCCAACCGGCUGAUCCACAGCCUCCUUGACAACGUUCCCUUUAGGCAAACCUCUGUUCGAGACAUGAUGGCAACCAUUGACUGUUUGGAACUUCUUUUGGGAUCAGGCACUGUUGAUAUCACCGCUGAGAAGACGGAGACUGCACAUCAUGGAUCAAUCAUGGGGAGGCUACUCAAGUACACCCAACUCCCUCCACUACUCGGAGAUACCACUGAGAUUCGAGGAGCUACCUGGUGCUUUCAGCAAAGAAUGGAAUUGGGAGUGUCUGACAAAGCAGUGACCUUCAAGCCACAAACUAUGUCGAUGUACUUCCAGCUCCAUCUAUCGGUUCAUCAAGUCGGGUUGAUAGUCGGCCACCCAUACAGACAGCUAGAAAUCGUUUCACUCCAUCAGCGAACCCCGAAAUGA